AUGACUGCCUAUCUAACAAUGAGAGACAAAACAUUGAAGACCGGAGCAUGGACAUCCAAAGUUUUGAAAGGAGAAAUGGAUCAACAAAACACAUGUUCCAUGUGUGCAGCAUUCAGGCCACCAGAAAAAAGACGAAAAGCCCAAACAAACUGGAUCUGUUGUGAUACUUGUGAUCGAUGGUUUCACACUUCCUGCAUAACCAUGAACGAGAAGGAUUUUGAUGUGGCCAAAAACAAAGACUGGUUCUGCUGCCUCUGCGAUUGA
Knipowitschia caucasica is the source of this 264-nucleotide messenger RNA. Lineage: Eukaryota; Metazoa; Chordata; Actinopteri; Gobiiformes; Gobiidae. The record is from the annotation of a GenBank genome assembly.